Messenger RNA from Anguilla anguilla (European eel), 2360 nucleotides. RefSeq names its product lysM and putative peptidoglycan-binding domain-containing protein 2-like. NCBI's taxonomy places the organism in Eukaryota, Metazoa, Chordata, Actinopteri, Anguilliformes, Anguillidae. The coding region runs from base 443 to 1087 and encodes 214 amino acids. The transcript is spliced from 3 exons. The record is from RefSeq and is a predicted model, not a curated record.
ACCUUCACAUAAAUUGCACAGCUAACUGCACAAAACACCGCCCAAAGUACAUGCAAGUUACAUUUUAUGUUUUUCUUCCUUUGCUUAUUUAUUAUUAAAAUAAGUACACCCCCUCCCUCGCAACACGGUUUGUUUUGUUUCCACCACGGUUCGGAAUUGGUUCUCUAUCCUGACUGAGCGAUGCAGACUAGCCUAGUACUCACUGCCGUGUAUCAAAUUGCAUCAUUCUAGAAGCGUUCGUCAUGUCCGUAGUUAGGAAGCCAUGUCCACUUUUCCGCGAAAUGCUCGGGGGUCCUUAAACAUGCCGCGCUCACAUGCUAUUACGCAUACCGAAAGCAGGAAGGGAUCCCAUAGCAUUUUGAAUUGAGCGAUGCUUCUGUGAACUAGGGCAGGUCAACUGGCGUAUCAUAACAGGGCAGAUUUAUUAUUUAUUGAGAAGAAGAUGGCGGAGUUCUCACCGGUCCUUCAGCUGCGGGAUGGAGACGGUCGGUUCGGACAACCUGUCUUUCCCAGGUCACGUUCCGGCUCGGAAUCCGAAAGUGAGCUUUCGCAGAGCCUGGCACGCACCAAGACCCGCUCUUAUGGCAGCACGGCCAGCGUCACCGCUCCUGUGGGAGAGAAAUACAUCGAACACAGAGUCACGGACAGUGACACGCUGCAGGGAAUAGCGCUCAAAUACGGCGUGACGAUGGAACAGAUAAAGCGGGUUAACAAGCUUUUCGGAAACGAGUGUAUAUUCCUGCGGAACAGUCUGAACAUUCCGGUGGUGUCAGAGAAAGCGUUCAACGGACUGAUGACAUUGGAAUCUCCAGAAAGUGAGACCAGUGACAGCUGUAUGCCGCACGAGGGACCUGUUGUGACUUUGGAUGGAGAUGGAACGUCAUCCUCCUCGCCCUCGCCCACUCCCACACCUCAGGACCCUAGCUCGCGCCCCACUCAGCCCGAGGAACUUUCGGCCAAGGACUACUUACACAGACUGGACUUGCAGAUUAAAAUGUCAAAGCAGGCUGCCAGGAAACUCAAAGAGGAGGAUAUCAGGGAUCGAGAAGAGGACUCACUGCCCACGUCGUCUUACCAGGAGAUCUGACGAUGAGGAAGGGUGAGGAUUUCACCAAGGAGCUGCAGUUAUGUACCCAGAUGCUAUUUUAUUUUAUUUUGUUUCACCAUUCCUGUCCCUUUUAUUCUUGCUUUUAACCAAACCAUGAAAGGACUUUGUCCGUGUGUUUGCACUGAAGUGUCAACUUUUGCCUUUUCAAAAAUAAGUUAUUAUAAUUAUUAUUAUUAUUAUUCAUAGUAAGAAUUUUUGUUUGUCUUGUCCAUGGGAGAGAGUGUAUUGGGACCCAGCACCCAUAGCUUUACAUUUACACUAUAAGCUCCUCAAGCUACUUGGCCUAUGACCCCUUGAUCUCUUAUUGUAUGUCACAUCCAGUGAAAGCACAAGAGAGUCAUGUCCAGGAAACCGCUCCUUACUUAAAUGGGUUCCUAGCCCUGGUCCCAGAGGGGGCAUUCUAGAAGCUGGCAUGGUUCUUAUUAAUGCUUUGCCCUACUGAGAGCUGGGGAGCAGGUAUGCACUGAAUGAGGCUUUAUAAUAUGCAGUAAAUAAUGUUAUCCGGGGGUUCUCAAACUGAGGUCCAUGAAUUCUCCAAAGGAGCUCCAGACGUUAAUAAUAAUUUGAUCAUAUCCCAAAUUUCAAAAUCACACAUUUCAGCCUUUCAGAUUGGAUAAAUGCUACAUAUUUGCAUUGUACUAAAUGUCUGCUGACAUGGAUCCAUAAAUUAUGAGAUCCCGAUUUAGCACGUUAAAUAGCAAAUGUACUGCAGUCUGUGUAAGAUGUUAUAUACUGUAAAGAUGUCAGAAGUUAGCCAUUUUAAAGAGGUGGGAGACCUCUGCCAGAAGAUGGUUUAUAGUGGACCUUCAGAUGAAAAGGUUUGGGAACCCCCGGUUUAAGAAACCAUUUCAGUAUUCAGGUAGUGGGAAUAAAUAUCCCAAAUUCACCUUUUCAAGAGCUGUUAAUCCUUUUGCUUAAGGCUUACCUUGAACACAUCCAAGUCUGUUUUCAAGUAUUCACCAUACACUAUUUAAAAAACUAUAGCCUUCAAUGUCUUUCUUAAAAUGGAAUGAAAAUAUUCACUUGAAGUUGUGGGUGUGUGGAAGUGUGUUUAUUUUUGUUAUGUUUGUUAAAAAUUUUUAUUUUGCCUAUUAAAUGCUAUUUUGUGAAAGGGACGAUUCUGUUUUGAUGUGUGAAUGUGUUGUUUUUUGUGUGGCGAUUACAGCUUAAACCUCAAUGGAUUUGGUUGUUUUAAUCAUUUUAUGGCCAUUGGGUUUUGAGGAACAAUAAAUGCAUCAUCUGUAAACCAAAA